AUGUGUGAUAAAAAUCGUGUAAGCUGCGACGUUUGUCGCACCAUCAAUCUAGCCAAACAUGUAAAACAACCGAAACCUGAAAUGCAUAUAUAUGACAAAUGCACUCCAGUACAGAAAUUUGUAUGCCCUACUGUAACAGAACUCCCACUGAAACCCACUUGCAUAAAAAUAUGUACCAAAGAAGAAUACAAGAUAAGAAAAACAGGUCACAAACCUUUACAGUACAAACCGCCUUACUACGGCCAUGGAAAAUGCAUGUACGCCGUCAAAGCUGGGAUCCUAGCAGGUUCUAUCUAUUUCACGUACACACAAGGAAUAUGGGGUGAUCAACGCGAAGUCACUGAAUGCCUACGUCGUUGGUCGGAAUACAUCCGCAGUCUAAAUACCAGACGUCCACCUACCUUUGACCAUUGUGGAAACGUAAUUAAAAAAGACAGCGUCGACAGCUUGUUAGCUCCUGUGUACAACCUCUAUAAAAGCUUUGUCACUACUUGUUUUUCGGGUGUCGUAAAGGUGCCGUUGCUGAUCAAGUGUGCCUACCUAGAAUACCUCAAGGAGUUAGAGAGGAAGCACGCCGACGCAGUCAAAGAAAGGCAAAUCAGGAAGAGGGCAUAA
This is a messenger RNA of Arctia plantaginis, 615 nucleotides long. NCBI's taxonomy places the organism in Eukaryota, Metazoa, Arthropoda, Insecta, Lepidoptera, Erebidae. The record is from the annotation of a GenBank genome assembly.